AUGAAUAGAUAUUUCUUGCUCAGAAUUCUCCAAACCCACUGUCUUGUGGCUCCUCGUCAACUACAACAACCUAUUAUUAAACGACUCGCUCAGUUCUCUUCAUCUUCAUCAUCAACAUCGAAUAACACUGAAGUAAUGAGUGAGAGUGAUAGUAGUAGUAGUAGUACCAGUACCAGCACAGAAGAGAAGAAUCCUCCAAUCUUGGUAAAGAAUAGUAAAAAUGAAACAAUAGAUAUCUCUAAAGUUCAUAUUCGUGUCAAAUCGGGGAUGAAGACACCAUGUGUUGAUAUAUGUAAAAUGGAUAAAGCUGGUUAUUGCGUAGGCUGCAGUCGUAAUAAACAAGAGAUAGGGGGGUGGGGUAUGAUGACAGAUCAAGAACGUGAGCUAGUCAUUGAAGAAUUACCAUGUCGAAAAAUUUUACAAUCCAAUAAUUAUCCUCCAGGCAUAAUAAAUAAAUAA
Messenger RNA from Cavenderia fasciculata, 459 nucleotides. RefSeq lists its product as uncharacterized. NCBI's taxonomy places the organism in Eukaryota, Evosea, Eumycetozoa, Acytosteliales, Cavenderiaceae. The transcript is spliced from 2 exons. The record is from RefSeq and is a predicted model, not a curated record. The coding region runs from base 1 to 459 and encodes 152 amino acids.